This is a messenger RNA of Bombina bombina (fire-bellied toad), 1301 nucleotides long. It is a transcript of the gene TMEM139, whose product is annotated as transmembrane protein 139. Bases 124 to 711 code for a protein of 195 amino acids. The record is from RefSeq and is a predicted model, not a curated record. The transcript is spliced from 3 exons. Lineage: Eukaryota; Metazoa; Chordata; Amphibia; Anura; Bombinatoridae.
UGAGCUGGCAUUGCACACUGCCUAUGUGUUUCCUUAUGUGUUGCCGUACUGUUUUUUGUGGCGUCUGAUGUCACUAGUGUCGGCCCAGGAUCGUAUGCUGCUGCUUUUCCUGUAUAACUCACCAUGGCUUCUACUAACAUGAGAAGGGGCAUCCAACGCACCGUAGUGACGCUUGGGCUUGCUCUCGUACUGAUUGGCGUGGUGCUGCUCACGGUCUCUGAAAGAGCCUUCAUCAUGGGCAUCUGUUUUUUGGCAGUUGGAAGCUUUGGAAUUUUGUGCUAUCUGAUUGUGACCAUUUCAUUCUGCAUUAAAAAGGCAGAAAGGGAAGAGGAUGAAGCCAGCCAGGCUGAGGCCCAGACCCAGAGUGCAAGGCAGCCGCAGGCACAAACCGAAACGGACACAAGGCAGUUUGAUGCCCCCCGCUAUGAAGAUGUGAUACUUUACAGGUCAGCCACAGUAUGGACAGUGACACUUGGACCACCACCAGGCCCAGAUCCUGAACCCCCUCCAUAUAGUGCAUUAGCCAGCGGUAGGAUGGAGGCAGUUGGAGAUUUGAGACUUCAUCACCCCACUUUGUACAGAAUCAGUUCUGACAUCCAUGAGUUCAAGGGAGUUUUCACCGGUGAGAGACAUCUAGAGCCACUGACCCCUCCUCCCUCCUAUGAUGAGGCUUUCAAACCAUGGGAUGAUGUAUUUGAGCCAUCUCAGUGAUAGAGGAUAGUCUUUAGGACAGUGUGAUUAAUGUGAUGCUCUGAAGGAUGUGUAUGUACGAUAGCUAGCAAUUAGAUUUAUGCUAGACAAUAUGUAAGAUAGAAGAGAUGCAGGAUACAUGAUAGACAAGAUUCUGCAGGACAGAGUGACAAAAACUACCCACUGCAAACUACAUGAAGAGCAAUGCUUUGCAGGGCAGAGUGACAGAUGACACCUGUUGCAGGAUACAUGAAGAAAAAUGCUCUGCAGGACAGAGUGACAGAUGAUACCCACUGCAGACUAUAUGAAGUACAAUGCUCUGCGGGCAGAGUGACAGAUGAUACCCACUGUAAAUUAUAUGAACAGCAAUGCUCUGCAGGGCAGAGUGACAGAUGACACCUGUUGCAGGAUACAUAAGGACAAUGCUCUGCAGGGCAGAGUGACAGAUUAUACCAUUUGUAGGAUACAUUAAGACAAUGCUCUGCAGGGCCAGAUAUUCAUUGCAGGAUAUGAAUCAUAAAGUUCUACAGGGUAGAUUGACAUAUGAUUCCCACUGCAAGAUACAUGCAAUAUUCAUUACUCUGCAGGAAGGAUAAUACCCACUGUAUGAU